Paramecium primaurelia is the source of this 918-nucleotide messenger RNA. The record is from the annotation of a GenBank genome assembly. Lineage: Eukaryota; Ciliophora; Oligohymenophorea; Peniculida; Parameciidae.
AUGACAUGUUAUUUCUUGAUCUUCUAUUAAAUAUUAGAUCAAGCAUAAUCAAAAAUAAUUUAUGAAGAUUUAUUUAACAGUGUUUAAGAUAGUAAAAAUAUUAUAAUAUUGUUUAAGCAUGGUAUGCAUAUCGGAAUUUAGAUUGUAAAAAUAAAGAAGGCAUAUCGUAUUUCUAAAGUGAAUAAUGCCAAGAUUACAAAAUUUUGUUAAUCAAUUAAUGUUUAUCAUACGAAUAUCAUCAUUUGAUUUUCAAAACUAUAGAGCUUUAACCUCACUAUCAAUUAACAUUAUAAUUAACAUUUUUGAGGUGAUAAUAUAGGAUUUAACUUUUUAGAGAAAAGCCAUCAGUUGAUCCUGAAUUUUUAGUUUAUAUUGAUGACAGAAUUGUACUUUAAAGGAGUUAUACCGAUUAUAUUCAUUCAAAUGAUUUUUGUACAUUAAACACUAGAAAUUAUGAAUUAUACCCUAUUAUUAUAACAAUUGAUCAUUCAAGUUCAUCUGUUACAAUAUCAAUGAUUGCUCAAAAGGGAUUUUGGGGAAUAACAAAAUUUGAAAUAUCAAUUAAAGAAUGUUCUAUUGGAUGUGAUUCUUGUAAUAGUAAUAGAUGUUUCAAUUAAGAAUUAUUUUUUAAUUAAUUUACUUCACUAGACUUUUCUUUUAUGGAUAUUGAAAAAACAUGGUAAACUAAAGAUAUUACAAAUAUUUAAAUUGAUGAAUGUUUAGGUAAAUUAUUUAAAUAAUUAUUAUUUAGGAUUUAAAUAUCUAGUUUCUAAUGGUGAUCAUUUGAUCAAAUAUUUUGAUUUAGAUUAUCAUCAUGCAAUAUGCUUUGAACUAAAACUGUUGAUUUUUAAUUCAUAAUCAACUUAUAUUCAUAUUUUUAUUGAUGAUGUUUUUGUAUCGUAUGUUAAAGCAACUUGA